This is a messenger RNA of Centropristis striata (black sea bass), 2529 nucleotides long. RefSeq lists its product as uncharacterized. Gene Ontology annotation, cellular component: transcription regulator complex; histone deacetylase complex. The coding region runs from base 222 to 2312 and encodes 696 amino acids. The transcript is spliced from 10 exons. Gene Ontology annotation, molecular function: transcription corepressor activity. The record is from RefSeq and is a predicted model, not a curated record. NCBI's taxonomy places the organism in Eukaryota, Metazoa, Chordata, Actinopteri, Perciformes, Serranidae. Gene Ontology annotation, biological process: regulation of transcription by RNA polymerase II; negative regulation of DNA-templated transcription.
GCUGUGGCUCAGGCGAGGACCAGCUUCAACCAGCAGAGGCUGAGGCACCCUGGCUCAGUGUCUCUCCCUCCAGUCAGACCGGAGAGGGCAGGUGGAGAGAAACAGCAGACACCCUCAAUUUAACCUCAGGGUGCCCACCGCAGAGAUCACCUAUAGGCCUCACACAGAAACUGGAUUCCUUUUCCGAGGCCUUCCUCUCCCAGCGAAAGAGACGAUUCCCCAUGAUUCCUAGUGGAGAUUCCUCUGGACCGAUGUGGGAAUUCGGAGUGGGGAGAAGAGAAAGCCCCGGAUCGAUCAGGUCAAGUCACAGCUGUGCUUUUGAUUCAGACUCCUACCUGCCUCCCUCCUCAUCUUCCUCACCCCCUCACCCCUCACUUCCAUCCCUCCCCUCUCCUCCCACAUCAUCUCACAUCAUGUCUUCAGUUCUUAGUCCUCCUCCCACACCUCUACCUCCUCCUUCACACUCACCCUCCAAAAUGGACUCUCCUGGUGCAUUCGGGGGCACUGGACAUUCAGUGUCCCAGGGGGGAGAACCACUUGGCAGGCUUCAGUUUUUCACUUCGCACCUUCAGGCUUUGCCAUCUAUCCAUUCCUCUGGGAUGAUAUGGAAGCUUCCACUGCUGUCACACACAUUUUCACAGUCAUCAGGCGACCCCAGCAGCAUAGAGGGCAACCUGAGACCUUGUCAUGGUAGCGACUAUGGCAACAUCACAGCCUCCCACGUCCAGUCUCCAGAAUCUGUAUUCCUCACUUCCACGUCACAUCCUUCAUCCCUCCAUCCAUCCAGAGCCCUCUGUCCAUCCAAUACUACAUCCCUACAUCCCUCUGUCCAUCUUGCCGCUCGCCCAUCUCACCUUGUGGGCCAACAUUAUGAGGCAGCAAAAAAAAUAGCCCAUAACAUUGUGACGCUGAAAGUGAAGAAUGGUCCAGCUGAUCCAAACCAAACACAGCUACAGCAACAAGUAUCACCAAUGUACAAUGGAACUCCAUUUCCCAGUAUCCUUCAGUCCAGCAGAGGUCAGAAGAGGGGCCGGUACACUCCUCAACCGCUCCUCAAUCCAUUUCGUAAGGGGACGGGGCUCUACUCCUCCAUCUCAUCUCUCAAUCACAGAGAUGAAAAAGCAGCAUGUGGAGAAGACGAAGAGGAGAGUGUUGUUUUACCGUAUGUCAACGUGGGUCAUGAUUUCCAGGCAGAGCUUCCUCCAUGCUUUGUUGGCGUGGAAGGGUCCACAGUUUGGCCACCAAAAGAGGAAUCCCAGAGGGAACAGCUGCUCUGGAAACCAUGUGACAAGCUUGAAGAGGGUGCCAACUUACAGAAUGAAGUGGAGAAGCUGUUGUCCAUGUGUAGUUCCAGCUGCCUACCAGGAGGGGGCAGUAACACAGAGCUGGCUCUGCAUUGUCUGCACUACUGUCAGGGGAACACAAUGGCCACACUGGAGAUGCUGCUGUUCUCACAGCCGACACCAAGAGGAGACUACCACUACUCUGGAAGUGAUUGUUGGACAGACAGUGAAAAGAGUCUCUUCAGUGCAGCUCUGGCAACUAAUGGAAAAGACUUUUCACUCAUACAGAAAAUGGUGAGGACUAAGACCGUGUGCCAGUGUGUUGAAUUUUACUACCUGAGCAAGAAGCUCCAGGACAAGCAGAAGAAACAGAAGGAGGAGGAGAAGAGAGAUGAAGUGGAGCAGCAGAAAAGUAUGACACCCAACUGUCAGCCAAUGGGCAGACAGUUUGGACUGGAGGAGGCGGUUCCAGUGCCCUCAUUGGCCAGCUUCUUCCCCUGCAAGCUGUGUGGCAAAAUGUUCUACAAGAUCAAGUCCCGUAAUGCUCACAUGAAGAUCCAUCGCCAGCCUCAGGAGGAUUGGACCGACAGGCGGCUGCACCACCAGCUCCUCACCCAGCGUCUGGCUCUCAGUCGGCCCCCCAACCUCAUCCCCACCCCAGGCAGCAAUCUGCUCCCACCCCAGGGUCCAGCUCUGAAUUUUCGUCCCUCUGGCCCUGCUGGAACAUCAAGCAACAACACCAAUGCAGACAGUGUCCUCAACUCUGUAACCAAUAGCAACGCCAUCACUCCCACCAAUGCCAGUGUCCUAGAUCCUGUGGUAACAUAUAGCAACAUCACUGCUUCAAACUCUCAUGUUACCACCAAUAUUGAUGGCUCAAAUCAAAGAGAGCCAACUCUGGUAUUACCUUUCCACCAAUCAUGGGGCUCAUUUGGACACGAUCCCACUAUUUUCUACUGCAACACAGAAGGGAAAGACAAUGUGGAAUCUGGGACAGUGGGAGGAAAAGAGCCAAUCAACUGGCAGUAGCGUUUAGCUCUCUCGAAAAGCAUUACUAACAUGAAGGUCUGAGACGUACAAAAACUGUGCUGUUAAUACAAACUAAAUUUAAGUUCAAACUUUGGUACUUUUGGAAGGAUAGUUAAAUAAACCAUGAUUAUUUUUGUAUUUUCUUGUUGUAAAUUGUGUUUAUAAAUGUGAUACAUAUUUAAAUGUUUCUCAUAUGUUCGACAUUUGAAUAAAUGGU